AUGACUAGAGUUGUGGUGGUUACGACGCCCACGGAGAUUCCCGCAGACAGCAGGGGCAAAAUUCAGAGUCAUAUCGAGGCGUGUUUUGCAGAUUCUGCAGAGCUACAGGUUGCGGUCGAGUUCAUUAAGGGCAAUGUCAAGCGUACUGCUGGCACAUUUGCUUCGAGUCAAGAUGCAGAUAAGCAGUCGAAGGGCCCUCGAAACUCUGGCAGGCACAAUGAGAGAAUGCUUGGGGACUCUGUCAGCUUUGAAGACAGUGACAGUGCCGCAACCCUUGGUCCAGCAAUCAGUCUCGGUGGAUACGAUGGCUGGGUUGUCAACUGGCAUCUAUUCCACGGUAUAGCCAACUGGGAACACCUUCAUGAUCCAUCAAAGGUUCCGCUUCACAGACUGGUCCACCCGGCAUGCAUGGACUGUCGCGAGAACGAAACCCCUUUCCGCAUUGGGGAGUUGCAAGCUUAUUCAGGAAGAAUGUAUAGAACAACUCGCCAAUCGAGAUCUCUGGAGCGUUUCGUGGCAGGUACCCCAGGAGAAUGCAAGCAAAACAUGCAAGUAGUCACGGAUUGGGCUUUUUGCAAAGCCUACCAAGAUGAAGCUCAAAAUUAUCUGCGCUACGCGCCGCCAGGCAUUGAGGUCGAGGAUCUUUCCGAAGCAAUUAAAGGAGUGUUUGAGCAAAACCCUCAAUGGCAAAUCAUCCAGACAACUGGCAGAAGUAGUGGAUUCCGUUACGCUGUGGUAUGCGAAACACCGGCCGAUGUUCGCCAGUAUCCAAAUAUGCCCACAAGGGAAUGGUACUUGCAGAAUCUGGACGGAGUGUUGACGUCCGAAGAGUGGAAUUCCGAGGGCCCUGGUGUGUGUGGUGACUCGGGAGCUGCCGUAGUGCACGAUGAGACGGGAAAACUCCUCGGGCAGAUAUGGGGUCGAAACGUGUACGAUGAUGACCGUCAAACACCUAGGAUAACAUACUUCACACAUCUUUGGGACAUUUUCGACGAUAUCAAGGAGCGAUAUCCCAAUCUGGAAGGCCCAUUCCUCAUCCCCAGGCCGGAAUGCCAUCCCUCGAAUAACACGGAUUUAGUAGACGGAGCUCCCGGCCCUUCGAGAAUGGAAGCCGACGAGAAGACUUUGAAUCCAUCGCGACCGCGGAGCCGGGCAUGUUCGUCCACGGGUGGCGCCGAUGGAGUAGUUGAAUCCUUCUCUCAGUCAACUCUAGCACAGAGUGUAACUAAUUCGAUAGGAUCUGGUGAAGGCGCAAAGAAGACGUAUGUUGAAAAGGCUUUGGAGGGCGAAGUGGGAUGCGGACAACGAGACUCCCAUUCCCGUAACGCUGCUAGAACCUCAGCGGAUGAUGACACAGAUGUACUGGUAAUGCGACGGAGCUCGGCGAUGGUGACCGUUUGA
Colletotrichum scovillei is the source of this 1401-nucleotide messenger RNA. RefSeq lists its product as uncharacterized. The record is from RefSeq and is a predicted model, not a curated record. The coding region runs from base 1 to 1401 and encodes 466 amino acids. NCBI's taxonomy places the organism in Eukaryota, Fungi, Ascomycota, Sordariomycetes, Glomerellales, Glomerellaceae. The transcript has a single exon.